This is a messenger RNA of Microtus ochrogaster (prairie vole), 2682 nucleotides long. RefSeq names its product solute carrier family 37 member 2 (gene Slc37a2). Gene Ontology annotation, biological process: phosphate ion transmembrane transport; glucose-6-phosphate transport. The record is from RefSeq and is a predicted model, not a curated record. NCBI's taxonomy places the organism in Eukaryota, Metazoa, Chordata, Mammalia, Rodentia, Cricetidae. Gene Ontology annotation, cellular component: endoplasmic reticulum membrane. Gene Ontology annotation, molecular function: glucose 6-phosphate:phosphate antiporter activity.
UGGGGCGGGCCAGCCGGCGGGGCAUUUAAACAACAGUAGACCGUGGCGGGGACUCGCGCCGGCUCUGUGCCCUCCGACCUCCCAGCUCCGGUACCGGCCACGCAAGAUGCGGUCUUCCUUGGCUCCGGGUGUCUGGUUCCUCCGUGCCUUCUCUAGGGACAGCUGGUUCCGUGGCUUCAUCCUGCUGAUCACCUUCCUCGUCUAUGUCUGUUAUCACAUGUCCAGAAAGCCCAUCAGCAUUGUUAAGAGCCGCCUGCACCAGAACUGCUCAGCGCUGGUGAGACCUGAAAAUGACACCCACGAUCCCAACGAUACUACCUGGUGCAGCUGGAGUCCAUUUGACAAAGACGACUACACAGAGUUAUUGGGAGCUGUGGACAACGCCUUCCUAGUGGCUUAUGCCAUUGGCAUGUUUAUUAGUGGAAUCUUUGGGGAGCGGUUGCCCCUCCGUUACUACCUCUCAGCUGGAAUGGUGCUCAGCGGCCUGUUCACCUCCCUCUUUGGUCUGGGGUACUUCUGGGAUAUCCACAUGCUCUGGUACUUUGUGCUUAUCCAGGUCUGCAAUGGGCUUGUUCAGACCACAGGCUGGCCAUCCGUGGUGACCUGUGUCGGCAACUGGUUUGGAAAGGGAAAGCGGGGAUUUAUCAUGGGCAUCUGGAACUCCCACACAUCUGUGGGUAACAUCCUGGGCUCCCUGAUCGCUGGAGUCUGGGUGAACCAGCAGUGGGGCCUGUCAUUCAUCGUGCCUGGCGUUAUCACCGCUGCCAUGGGCAUCAUCACUUUCCUCUUUCUUAUUGAAUAUCCAGAAGAUGUGGACUGCACCCCUCCUCAGCACCAUGAUGACCAGGAGAAGGAACGGGACAACCCCGAGGAUCCUGUGAAUGGUCCCUAUUCCUGUAGGGAGAGUAAUGUGGACAUUGCAGCCAGCUCCUUCAAGGAGCCGGGCUCCGAGCCUGCAGCCAUCAGUUUUCUGGGGGCACUCAAAAUUCCGGGUGUGAUCGAGUUCUCGCUAUGUCUGCUCUUUGCCAAGUUAGUCAGUUACACCUUCCUCUACUGGCUGCCCUUGUACAUCUUCAAUGUGGCUCACUUUAGUGCCAAGGAGGCUGGGGACCUAUCCACACUCUUUGACGCUGGUGGCAUCAUAGGUGGCAUCAUGGCGGGGCUCAUCAGUGACUACACCAAUGGCAGGGCCACCACUUGCUGCAUCAUGCUCAUCUUGGCUGCUCCCAUGAUGUUCUUGUACAACUACAUUGGCCAGAAUGGAAUAGCCAGCUCCAUAGUGAUGCUGAUUAUCUGUGGGCUCCUGGUCAAUGGCCCGUAUGCACUGAUCACCACAGCGGUCUCUGCUGACCUGGGCACACACGAGAGCCUGAAGGGUAACGCCAAGGCCCUCUCCACGGUCACAGCCAUCAUCGACGGGACGGGCUCCAUAGGUGCGGCUCUGGGGCCCCUGCUGGCCGGGCUGAUCUCCCCCACGGGCUGGAACAAUGUCUUCUACAUGCUCAUCUCUGCUGACAUCCUGGCUUGCCUGCUCCUCUGCAGGUUGGUGUACAAAGAGAUCCUGGCCUGGAAGGCGUCCCGGAGCAGAAGCAGUGGAUAUAAACAAAUAUGAGGCCUCGAUUGGAAGAGCAGCAUGGAGGGCACCCAAAGUGCUCCCUAUGAGCAAGAGAACCGAAACGUCCAUCACAAGGUGAGGCAAAGCCUCCUGAUCCAAUCAGUUCAGCCCAAACCCACCCUGCCACUGAGGGUACAGAAGACUAUGGGAAGGGACUGCUGAGCACCCAGCAUGGGAAAAUGGAAGACUCUAAGGCCUGAGCUCUGGGAGCUGCAAUCAGAAGGGAUGGGGCUGAAAGCAGAAGGGAAGACCUGUUCAGACUCUUACUUGUUUGAAUUCCAAGCCAGGACCAAGGCCUGGAAAAGGUGCCUUAUCUCCUUCCAUGUUAAAUUAUAAUCUCUGUAAUUGGUCUGUACCUAUGGGGGCCUCUCACCUUGUUUCAAAGGUGCUGGGCCUCUCUGUCCCUUUGGCCAUCAACUGGUCUUUAUGUAUUUCCCAAACAAGCCCCUCUUCUCCAUCCCCCACUGAUCUUGUUGGUAACGCAGCCACUCUGAAGCACUAGCACUGCUCUCGCAGAGCCAAGGCCAGGGUGGAGCAAGGGGGCUGCCAUGAGUACUGAAUGGAGGGGAACUCGCUCUUGGCUCCUGAGCAUCCCCAUCCUCAGAGUCCAGUACCUCCCUUGCCUCACCCUGAAGCUGCCUCAGUGGAUGAAGACAUUGGGUCAGUGCUGUGAAGACUAAGGGGCGUUGGGCACAACCGAAAAUGCCAGUGUGUGUUAAGCACUGUGUGCCCACCGCAUGGCAGCUCCCCUGUAGGGAUGAACAGGACAGUGGAUACGAGAAUGACUCAACACUGAGCAUAGGCAGCACAUUUAGCAAGAAACGAAUGUGACACUUGACUCAGCCAAGUGGCCGCUACAGAGCAGCUGCCUGGAGCCAUCUUGCAGCCACCCUCCUGCCUAGUGUUCUGAUGCCCGUGCUCCUUCCACUCUGAGUCCUGGAUCAUGACAUGCCAGGCUGACUCCUGGCAUUUCCGCCUGACCUCUAAGCUGCCCAUCAGUGCCAAUACAGAUUUGUUUUUGCCAAUUGUGCCUGUGCUUAUCCUUGGUGGGGCCUAGCAUAGCAGCA